GCCCCAGGCAGCUGAGUCAAAGGGAAGGAGUGAUGCGUUGUGAUAACUGCAUUAUAAAAAGUGUUUUCUUCAACCUCAAGUUUGUAAAUCAGUGCUUUGAAUCACAUGAAGCGUCGCAGAGGGGCCGUGAAAUCGUGGAAGCAUGGAGCUGUAUAAAGACACGGUGCGGGGCAUAGAGUACACAGACUCGACAUGAACACAGUCUUCAUUGGUCAGAUCAUCGGGGUAGUGUCCACUUUGGGCCUGCUCCUCUUCUUUCUGUCCCGGCUCUGGCCUCACCGCGGCCCGGGGAUGAAGUGUCAGGGUUACGCAGUGCUCAUCACUGGCUGUGACAGCGGGUUUGGACAUCACUUGGCUCGCGCGCUGGACCGGAGGGGCUUUGUGGUCUUCGCCGGGUGUCUGCAGCCCGAAGGAGUGGGAGCGCAGACCCUGGCCCGCCUCUGCUCCUCUAAACUCCGGCUCCUCAAACUGGAUGUGACCCUUGAGCAGGACGUCCAGCACGCCAAGAAAAUGGUCCAAGCAAACCUGCCGGAGAAAGGCCUGUGGGCAGUGGUGAACAAUGCUGGGGUCUCAGACUGGGCAGAGAUCGAGUGGAGCACCUCUCAGGACUUCCAGAACAUGCUCAAUGUGAACCUGAUGGGCUCCAUUCGCACCUCCAUCGCCCUCCUGCCCCUUGUGCGGGCGGCCAAAGGGCGUAUGGUGUUUGUAUCCAGUAUCUUCUCCUUCUUCACAUGUCUCAACAUGGCGGCAUACAGCGUAUCCAAGAGGGGCCUGGAAGCCUUUGCAGACUGCCUCCGAGUGGAGAUGGCCAGUUUUGGGGUCAAAGUGAGUAUCAUUCAGCCGGGGAACUUUGGCCAGGCCACAAACAUAGUGAAAGUGAGGACGGGCGCGGACAUCUGGGAUCGCCUGGACGAGGAGCGCCAGCGCACCUUUAACCGCCAGUACAUCGACCUGGCCAAUGAGUACUUCACGUCCUCCUGCCGCUCUGGCAGUGGCAGCACUGAGCCUGUGAUACAGGCCAUGGUGCACGCCCUGACCUCCACACGACCCUGCCGCAGGUACCUGCUAGUCCCACCCACAGAGCUGCCUUUCUUCAAGCUCUUCCCCCUCCUGCCCACAUUUCUGACGGACGCCCUUUUCUCCCUCAGCCCCAUGUACAGCAUGAGACGGCAAAUGCUCUAUGCACAGUAGCUCCAGGACACUGGAACGGGACCAUCGCAUGUAGAAUAUUAUUAUACACUUUUUAU
Boleophthalmus pectinirostris (great blue-spotted mudskipper) is the source of this 1247-nucleotide messenger RNA. RefSeq lists its product as uncharacterized. The record is from RefSeq and is a predicted model, not a curated record. Bases 193 to 1191 code for a protein of 332 amino acids. NCBI's taxonomy places the organism in Eukaryota, Metazoa, Chordata, Actinopteri, Gobiiformes, Gobiidae. Gene Ontology annotation, molecular function: oxidoreductase activity. The transcript is spliced from 4 exons.